AUGGACAGUCCCUCAGUGUCAAGCCCGAUCCUGAAAGCUGUGGCUGCAUCCUCAGAUCGUGGAGGUCUCUCCCUGGCAGCCCUGAUGAAAGCUUUGAAGGCUGGAGGAUAUGACGUGGUGAAGAACAAUGCCAGAAUCCUUGUCCCCAUCAAAUGCUUGUUGACCAAAAAGUCUCUGGUCCAAACCAAAGGCAGCAGUGCUUCUGGCUCCUUCAAGUUGAACAAGAAGCCUCCCAAACCCCGCAAGAAGAAGGUGGUGAAAAAGAAGAAGCCAACAGCCAAAAAGGUCAAGAAGGCUGCUGCGGCCAAGAAGCCAAAGAGUCCUAAGAAGAGUCCUAAAAAGAGUCCUAAGAAGAGUCCCAAAAAGAGUCCUAAGAAGGCCAAACGGGCCACCAGGACCAGAGCUGCUGCUGCUGCUGCUGCCAAGAAGUGAAAACUCUCCUAAUGAACACAGAGUGCUGAACAAACGCAUUUUCUGGAGCAUUUAACUUGUUUUUUUUGGACUACACUUCUACAGUCAUUCCAAGAACUUAAGUAUGCUUUAUCUAUUUUACAGUUUUUCCAAAAAAAUCUGAAUCUGUUGUUUCCCACAUCU
Messenger RNA from Labrus mixtus (cuckoo wrasse), 594 nucleotides. Its product is annotated as histone H1-like. Gene Ontology annotation, molecular function: structural constituent of chromatin; DNA binding. The record is from RefSeq and is a predicted model, not a curated record. NCBI's taxonomy places the organism in Eukaryota, Metazoa, Chordata, Actinopteri, Labriformes, Labridae. Gene Ontology annotation, biological process: nucleosome assembly. Gene Ontology annotation, cellular component: nucleosome. The transcript has 2 exons. The coding region runs from base 1 to 432 and encodes 143 amino acids.